AUGCGGCACGAUGGGGUCGACGAUCCCUACAAUCAAGGCUACCGUUAUUAUCGCAAUCAUUAUUUAUGCCUAUGGGAGGUCACCGAAGAGGAGAUUGUCGGCCAUUACGUCUGGAACGAUUUUGAUGGAGAUCGUAGGUGGUAUGAGAAUAUAGUGCUGCCAGCUUUCAAAGCCCAUGAACAAAAGCGGUUGAUGUCAAUACGACUGCCCAAAAAUCCAACGACCGAGAAAAUCGCCGAGAUCGAACCAUCAUAUUACGAUGUUGUGGGCCCGGUGCACGAUUUCACCUCCUUUACUUUGGGGUACGAAAACGAUUUUGGUGCCCAGGACAACCUUGACUCCGAUCACGCCGACUCUGAUUAUGAAGACGAAUAUGACACGGAUGAUGAAAGUCGAAGAAUCCCACAUGGCAGACGAUUGUCUCAAAAGAAUCGAGUGCAUUUGGGAGUGAGGAAGGUGUGUCUCACUGCAUGUAGCUCUUGGGGAUAUCCUCCGUCAAUAUCUAAGGCCUGCCCACAACAAAUACUCGGGAAUUGCGACGAGAUUGGUGACCAUAGAUUGCGGCGGUCUUGGACGAUCAACUACUUCUUACACCUGGCUUUGUGA
Rhinocladiella mackenziei CBS 650.93 is the source of this 606-nucleotide messenger RNA. RefSeq lists its product as uncharacterized. Bases 1 to 606 code for a protein of 201 amino acids. The record is from RefSeq and is a predicted model, not a curated record. NCBI's taxonomy places the organism in Eukaryota, Fungi, Ascomycota, Eurotiomycetes, Chaetothyriales, Herpotrichiellaceae. The transcript is spliced from 2 exons.